UCUCAUCACCAUUUUUGGAACAUAAAAAUGUUGACUAGAAAGUUAACUUCCACUACUUUUAUUUAUAUUGUUGUAUUAUUUACUUUAUCUCAUCAAGAUCAUGCAAAUGGUACAUUACAUGGAAGUACAAAAAAGAUGGUCCAUGAAGCCAAUAAAAAUGGACCUUAUUUAGGUUUGGUCAUUCCCAACUUGUUUGAAAUGAAUCCUCUACUCAACAAUCCUCAUUAUAAGCCCAGCAAGCUCAUUAUCGACUAUGCAGGAAGAAGGUUUCGGUUUGGAAAAAUUUACAAAAAGCCGGUGAUUUUGGUUAUGAGCGGAAUGGGCUUGGUGAAUGCGGCAGUCGCGACACAACUGUUGUUGAGUUUGUUUGAGAUAGAAGGUGUGAUACAUUAUGGAAUAGCAGGGAAUGCAAACCCAAAUCUAAAUAUUGGAGACGUGACUAUUGCUGAGUAUUGGUCUCACUCUGCUAUGUGGAAUUGGCAGAGGUAUGGAGACGGGCCUGAAAAUGCGUUGCCAUUCGAAGGAGAAGGUGGAUUUACAAGGGAUAUUGGGUACUUGAAAUUUGGAGCAUAUUCAUCAUCAUCCGAAGAAGAAACUAAGGAUGACAACAACUUGUUGAACAAUGUGUGGUACCAAGCAGAAGAAGUUUAUCCAGUGGAUGGCACUCCAGAGCAAACUCAACAAGCAUUUUGGAUCCCAGUUGACUCCAAUUAUUUCUCUCUCUCGAAAAAACUUGAGAAUCUAAAACUGGAGGGUUGCAUCAAUGCCACAACAUGUUUAUCUACCCCGCCAAAGGUCACCACGGUGCAAAGAGGCACAAGUGCGAAUAUCUAUCUAGACAAUGCAGCCUAUCGAGGCUUUUUAUACAACAAGUUCAACGUUAGCCCCGUAGAAAUGGAAAGCGCCGGAGUAUCUCUUAUUUGCUAUCAACAAAAAGUGCCACAUAUCACUUUUCGGGCUCUUUCAGACCUAGCUGGUGGUGGCUCAGCGAGUUCAAACGAGGCUGAUACGUUCUCAGGCCUAAGUGUCGAGAACUCUGUAAUAGUGAUGGUGGAGUUUGUUAAAUUGUUGGCGGGUUACAAUCGAAAAUUGUUAAGCUAUGUUUAGUAGAAGAAUUUCAGUAGCAAUUGAAUUGUCAAAUUGUUGGAAAAACAAGACAUGAUAACAUCUUACAUGCUAUUUUCUGUCUAUCU
Messenger RNA from Erigeron canadensis, 1193 nucleotides. RefSeq names its product bark storage protein A-like. NCBI's taxonomy places the organism in Eukaryota, Viridiplantae, Streptophyta, Magnoliopsida, Asterales, Asteraceae. The transcript is spliced from 5 exons. Gene Ontology annotation, molecular function: catalytic activity. The record is from RefSeq and is a predicted model, not a curated record. The coding region runs from base 28 to 1107 and encodes 359 amino acids. Gene Ontology annotation, biological process: nucleoside metabolic process.